UCACCCACUCAGUCACUCACCCACUCACUCACCCACUCACUCACUCACUCACCACCCCACUCACCCUCACCAAGUGUGUCUCUGGUGGUGAGCUCACUCACCUCUCGCAUAGAGGAGCAGCUCACCCUGCUGCGGUGAGUAGCACUCACUCAGUCACUCACUCAGUCACUCACUCAGUCACUCACUCAGUCACUCACUCAGUCACUCAGUCAGUCACUCAGUCAGUCACUCAGUCACUCACUCACUCAGUCACUCACCACCCCACUCACCCUCACCAAGUGUGUCUCUGGUGGUGAGCUCACUCACCUCUCGCAUAGAGGAGCAGCUCACCCUGCUGCGGAUGUGUGAAGUCACAGCGUGUUUCCUGGGUCAAGCGGAAGUGACGAUGCCGUCUCUCCUACAGGAUGUGGAGCGGGGCUGCUACAGAGUUGUAUACCUCACCCCUGAAUCGUUCAGCACUCACCAACAGCUACUCACCUCUGUGUACAAGCAUGUGGGAAUUGUUGUGGUGGUGGUGGAGGAUGCUCACUCCAUCUCUCAGUGGAGUUUUCACUUCCAGCCAAAGUCUCAGCUCCUGAAUGGUCUGAAGACUCAAAUGCCUCAGGUCCCAGUGCUCGCCCUGUCCCGCUCUCCAUCCCGCCCGGUUCUUCAGGACAUCGUCGCCGCCCUCGGCCUGGCUAGGCCCAGGCUUCUCACGCAGCCCUUCGACUCGCCUCGAAUCACUCUCGAGGUGUCUCAGCGGUCCGGCUCGCUGGCUCACGACCUGCAGGGCCUCGUCACUCACUCGGGGAGGUGUGACGUCACCUUCGGAGGCUCCACCCUCAUCGUAUGCCCCUCCCCCUCCUCGGCCGCCUUUGUAUCCCUGGCUGUGAGGAGUCUGGGAGUGAGCUGUGAGCUGUACCUGGAGAGUUACAGUGGGUGGCAGAAGGGACAGAUUCGCUGUCGGUUUGACCACGGGGUUACAGAGUGUGUAGUGGCUACAAUCCGUGGCGUGAUGGAGAUCACCAAACCGGACAUCAGGAAGGUGAUCGUCAUUGGAGCACCUCCAGACAUGGAUAGCUUGUGCCUGGCUCUGGGCCGUGCCGGAAGAGAUGGAGACUCAGCAACAGCCACAGUCAUGUGGGGUCCAGCUGACAUCUCUAGAAGCAGAGGGGCUAUCUCUAUGCUCAAGAGAGGCCCGUAUCGUCAACACCGCCUCCGGCUCCUCGCUCAGCUGGAGACCACCUUGAGGAGCAGGGAGUGCCGUAGGAGGCUGUUGGUGUCUCACUACGAGGAGUUCUAUCCCCGUGUCUCUGUCUCCACGGCGACCGGGAAUUGCUGUGACAACUGUGACCCAAAGCAUCCUGGGAAGACUCCCACGAGCGCCAACGUUGCCGGGCCCCGCCGUGACUGCUCACGAGAUGCACGUCUCCUGCUGCUCGUGGUCAUCGCCCUGGGGGGAAAGUGGGGGCUGAGGGCGACAGCCAGGAUACUUCGUGGGUCUGUAAGUGACUAGUAGAGUGACUAGUCACUAGUCACUAGUGUCUAGUAACUAGACACUAGUCACUAGUGACUAGUGUCUAGUGGGGGCUGAGGGCCACAGCCAGGAUACUUCGUGGGUCUGUAAGUGACUAGCGACACUAGUCACUAGUGACUAGUGACUAGUCACUAGUCACUAGUGACUAGUGACUAGUGUCUAGUGUCUAGUGGGGGCUGAGGGUCACAGCCAGGAUACUUCGUGGGUCUGUAAGUGACUA
This is a messenger RNA of Petromyzon marinus (sea lamprey), 1736 nucleotides long. NCBI's taxonomy places the organism in Eukaryota, Metazoa, Chordata, Hyperoartia, Petromyzontiformes, Petromyzontidae. The record is from RefSeq and is a predicted model, not a curated record.